AUGAAGCUUCUUUCAUUCUGUCCUAGCUCUGCAGUGAGCAUCUCUCUGCCUGAUUUCAUCAUUUUCUUCAUUAUUUAUCACAUUCACAAGCUGGAAUCAGCCCAGUUCAGCGUGACUGGUCCUGGUCACCCUGUCACUGCCAGGAUGGGUGAGGCCACUGUGUUACCCUGUCACCUGUCCCCCAGGAUGAGCGCUGAGAACAUGGAGGUGAGAUGGUUCCGAUCUGAUUUCCUUUCGUUUGUGCACCUGUAUCAGCAUGGGAAGGAUCAAUACGGGAACCAGAUGCCAGACUAUCGUGGAAGGACAGAGCUUUUGAAACCUGGCAUCAUGGAUGGGAAUGUUUCCUUGCAGAUUCUUAAUAUCAGAUGCUCAGAUGAAGGACAGUACAACUGUUUUGUUCAAGACGGUUCUUUUUAUGAAGAAGCCCCAUUGGAACUGAAGAUAGCAGCUUUGGGCUCCAAUCCUGUCAUCUCUGUGGAGAGCCACCAGGAUGGAGGGAUCCGAGUGGUUUGUCAAUCGGCUGGGUGGUACCCAGAGCCCAAGGUGCUAUGGAGAGAUCGCCGUGGGCAAGAAUUACCAUCUCUGUCUGAAGCAAAAUCCCUAGGGGAUAGUGGCCUGUUUGAAACAGAAAAUUCUAUUAUUAUAAAAGAACAUUCAAACCAGAACCUGUCCUGUUGGAUCAGGAACACCUUUCUCAAUCAAGAAAAGGAAUCAACAGUUUAUAUAGCAGAUUUCUUUUUCCCUAGGGUGAAUCCAUGGAUGGUGGCUCUGAGUGUGAUUCUCCUGGUUUUGUUUGGUUUCAUUGGCCUCACUGUUUAUCUAUUUAAAAUAAAAGGGAAACAUCUUGGAGAAAUCAAUGAUCUUCAACGAGAACUUGACUGGAGAAGAAACAUCGUCUGCCCAGCAAAUGUGACUCUGGAUCCAGACACGGCUCAUCCCGACCUCGUCCUGUCUGAGGAUCGGAAAAGUAUGAGAUGGGGAGACACGCGGCAGCAACUGCCCAACAACCCUGAGAGAUUUGACUCUGAUCCCUGUGUGCUGGGCUGUGAGGGAUUCACCUCGGGGAGACAUUGCUGGGAGGUGGAGGUGGGGAGUGGGCGAUUCUGGGCUUUCUGGGCUGUGGGGGUGGCUAGAGAGUCUGUGGGGAGGAAGGGAUGGAUCAGCCCUAGCCCUAAGGGGGGGAUCUGGGCUGUGGAGCAGUGCUGGGGUCGAUUGCAGGCUUUCACCUCCCCUCGCACCCGCCUGCCCCUGAUCUGGGCCUCCAGCAGGAUCCGGGUUUGUCUGGACUGUGACCGGGGGCAGGUGACAUUUAUCGAUGCUGGUGACGAGGCCCCGAUCUUCACUUUCCCACCGGGCUCCGUCCCUGGGGAGAGAAUCCGACCCUGGUUCUGGGUAGGGCGGGGAUCCCGGCUCAGCCUGUGUCCCUGAGACACGCAGCAGAGGCAGGAACCGGAAAUCAGCCUCUCUAGCCACACACACCCCAGUCUCUGUGACCUUGGAGGACUCCCAUCUACCCAGCCCUCAGCCCCUCAUCUAUGUCCCCUGCAAGAUCCUCCCCCUCUGGGGCUGCAGGUUGGGCAGAGAUGGGGGGCUGGGUAGAGGGCAAAACUAACAGCUGGGAUGGGGGUGGGAGGGACAGAGCAUGAAUCAAUCAGGGUUCGGGGGGUUGGGGAGAAGCAGCAGCAGGGGGGAGCGUUUUGUACAGAUCUGUGGGAUUAGAUCUCACCAGGAUCAGGGCCGGCUCUAACAUUUUUGCCGCCCCAAGCAAAAAAAAAAAUAGCACCGCCCGACCUCUCCCUGAGCGUCAUACUGCCCGAGUCCCCGCAGCCCCCAGCGCCACGUCGGGCCACCCAAAUCCCCACACCCCCCCCCGAGCAUCGCGUCGGGCCGCCGAAGUCGUCCCCCCCCACAGCGUCGCGUCGGGCCGCCCAAGUCCCCGCCCCCCCCCUCCCCAGCGCCGCCUGGCCAAACCACAAACAACAAAAACAAACCCUGAUUGCCACCCCCUCCGAGGUGCCACCCCAGGUACGUGCUUGGUAGGCUGGUGCCUGGAGCCGGCCCUGCCCAGGAUCAGCACGAGGGGAAAGGAUAAGAUCAGGGAAAGAAGAGAGCAGCCGAGGGUGAUGAUCUGUGAUAGGGAGGAGAGACACAGGGAAAUAAAGAGGGAUGGAAAGUGAGGCUAGAACAAUGAUGACUAGAAAAGGACAGUACGAAAGGAAAGGGAACGUGAGCGGGACGGGGAGAUUUAUUACAUGUUACUGAAAGUGAGACUGUAACUCAUUAAUUCCCUAUAUUAAUUCCUGGCCAUUGGUGCAAUUUUAGUGCCAUAAAGAAAACUGUUCUCAGUAGCUGGGGAUCUCCUGGCCAUGCUGCGGUUAUUAAGGCUCCUUCUCAGCUCCUUUUACUUUGCUACUUUCCAGCUACUUACUGUAAAUAAAACAUUACAAACAAUU
Molecule: messenger RNA, 2453 nt
Organism: Mauremys mutica (yellowpond turtle)
Lineage: Eukaryota; Metazoa; Chordata; Testudines; Geoemydidae
Product: butyrophilin subfamily 1 member A1-like
Exons: 9
Coding region: 1-1428 (475 amino acids)
Molecular function (GO): protein binding
Source: RefSeq, a predicted model, not a curated record